AUGACGGUCUGUGGGCUUUUUAAGGCAUCUAAAGACUGGGGCAAACCAUUCAAUAUCACAGUAAUCCAAGUCUAUGCCCGGACCAGAGUGUACGGGGUGCCCUCCCUCUCCCCCAAGCCUGGCUCGCUCAUGCUCCCCGGAGACAAUCUGACCCUCUGGCGUCGCUCAGAGGCCGGCUUUGGCAGAUUUGCUCUGACCAAGGAUGAGGGGCUCAGCCCUCCCCUCCGUCUAGAAGGGCAGAAGAGCCCUGACUUCCCCCUGGGCCAUGUGAACAGCACCCACGGAAACACCCACGGUGGCCAGUACAGAUGCUACAGUGGACACAACCUCUCCUAUGCGUGGUCGGCCCCCAGUGCCCCACUGGGCAUCCUGAUCAUGGGAAUGCACAGGAAACCCUCCCUCUCUGCCCGCCCGGGGGCCUCAGUGCCCCAGGGAGAGAACGUGACCCUGCAGUGCCGCUCUGAAGUCCAGUCAGACACCUUCCAUCUGUCCAAGGAGGGGUCGCUCGCUGCUCCCCAGCACCUUUGUCUGCAGGACCCGGCUCCACCCAUUCAGGCCAACUUCACCCUGUGUGCUAUGACCUCAGCUCACAGUGGGACCUACAGGUGCUACAGCUCACACAGCACCGCCCCCCACCUGCUGUCGCUCCCCAGCGACCCCCCUGGAGCUCCUGGUCUCAGGGAGCAGCUGGGGCCUGCAGACCCCACCCACUUGCGCAAGCUCCACGUCCGCUGA
Messenger RNA from Budorcas taxicolor (takin), 735 nucleotides. RefSeq names its product leukocyte immunoglobulin-like receptor subfamily A member 2. The coding region runs from base 1 to 735 and encodes 244 amino acids. The record is from RefSeq and is a predicted model, not a curated record. The transcript is spliced from 6 exons. Lineage: Eukaryota; Metazoa; Chordata; Mammalia; Artiodactyla; Bovidae.